CUGGCGUCGCCGAAAUCCAUAUCCUGGACCAUUUGGAAACUGGCCUUCGUGGCGUUGUAAAUCAACCCCAAUGCGAACAUGACGGUGCUUCCUCUCUGCCCCUAUCGAAACAAAACCGACGAGACGACGGUAAAAUCGAAUAAUCACAGGUGUUUCCCGUCUCCCUCCGUUAAUUAAUCCUAAUCUACCAGGCACUUGUACGUCGGCAUUCGAAAUCUAACGCUUAAAAAAUAGGUAACACACACACUCACACGCACCGACCCGUCGCGAAAUUACCAACGAAAAUCGACUAUCUUAAUGAGCCGCUUUACAUAUUUACAUAUUCGUUCGAAUCGCCAUUGUCGAACGAACAAACCGACCGCAAUGCCACAAUGCACAUUGCAAAUAUGCCUCCUCGGUGGACACGUUUUCUCGGAACUACCACGACCACGGAAGAUUACUUGUCAAACAGUUUCGACGUUCUAUCUUUCAACCCCUCCGAGCCCGCGCCGUUGCCGCUUCUCCUACACUGACAAUCUCCCUACCUACCCCGAUGCAACACUUACAGAACACAACAAUUAACCAAGAGCACUGGUGCAUUUAACUCUACUUUUUCUGCUUAUAACUAAGUUGUUGUGGAAGAAACUGGCACGAAUUUUGUAUUCUUAAAAGUAUUAGGUGGGGUAAGUAGGAGUUAUGGGGAGAAACUGCACAACUUGGCAACAGUACGGGAAGAUAUCCCUGCGUUGGAAAAGGACGGCUGGAGGAAUCAUCCAAUAACCGAGAGCUCUGCGAUUGGUUGGAUCGCAUGGGGUGUCUUUUCCUUUGGAGGAAAUAUUACCGUACGUUUUAUUAGUUCAAUUGUAGUUUACUUAACUAUUUCUAAACAGCUUUAACUUUAACCCCUAUUGAUUAGAGCGCAUCCGUAACGUGCCCUCGACUUUAACAGGAUUAUUGUGGCCCUUAUUAGCGCAUUUAUUGAACCAAUAGCUGUUUGUUAAAACGUACAGGAAACGGGGACGAAAAUAGAAUAAUACUGUACAGGGUGUCUCAAAAAAACCGGCGAAGUUCCAGAUAUUUGCUGUCCCAGGAGGUCUUAAAAACUAAAAUAUUAAAAUUGUAUCGUUUUGCUGGCUUACAUUUUAUACAAAAUAACGCGUGAAAUAAAUUAACAUUUUAAUGGGAAACCCAAAAUAAGUACUUACAUAAUUAGUGGAACUUAAAAUAGUUUUGAUUAAAUAAUAAAUGUACAAUAUACCUGUCGUACUGUUGAAGCGCUAUUUCCAGCGAACUUACUGAUAAUAGAAUUCGAAAGGCAUUGGAAAUUUCAUCAAAAAUAUCGAACCAUCCCAAGAAUGCCAGCGAUUUGUAUAAAUACACGUAAUAGGUGCACUUAUUUAGCAGAUACUCGAUAUUAAAUCGCAUUCUAAAGCAUUAGUAAAGAGCAAAGAAUUGGCAAAAACAGAAAUGAAAAAAACAGCAUUUAGAUCUUAACGAAAUUCGAAAGAUUAGCGAGUGGGCGGAAUCGAAAAAUUCCCCGCAACUAAUCGUUCGUAAAACAUUACAAAUGCAAUCAAUUCCACCAUACGCCGUAAAAUAAACUUAAUUGCAGAUAAUGGACUUUGUUUUACACAAAAAUUCGAUCACCCUUCGCAUUUACACUAGGUAAAUCGACGAUGUUUGAUAAUGAGAUAGUGGAAGCUCAGUGGCGAGUAAAAGAAGGAAUUUUCCUGUAAAAAAAGCUUCCAGUUUUAUGCACUAAUAUGCCUGUAAUAAAUUAUAUAUAGCCCUUUAUUUUCGCGCUUCCUUAAUGGCGCAACAGGUGACAACAAACGGGACAUCAAAAUGACGCCGCGACGCCCUACGCGUCGCAUUUACCUGUCCCGUUAUCUCGCGACGGCGUUUUCUACGUGCGCUCAUGAUUGUUCAAUAUGGCUCUUUGUUGUCCCAGUCGAAAUUAAUACAAGAUACUUCAAUUAAACGAUCCCUCAUUAUGUAAAUAUAAUUAAACUGGGCCGGAUUUUCGUAUAAAAGGGAAACGCCGGGUAAACGAGGAGAUCAGUGUGAUUUCGCUUUGAUUCAAUUACAAUACCUGAAGCAUCGCGAUUAGAAGAUAAACCUCUAGUACCAAACAUCGCCCGAAAUGAACCUCCUGCUGCUGACGAUGCUGAUAGCGAUCGCCCUGAAUUCGGUGCUGACAGUGCCGUACGGGUUCGUCGGGGUGCGGGGUAAAAAAUCGCUGACGGACGCCGCUGGUGCGGGAGUUUACGACGCCGGGGAUGCACAGAAGUACGAUUACGAUUCGGAGGAGGACAGAUUGUGGAAUUACAUAAUGCAGUUGGAGGCGAGCCAGAAGCAGAACUACCGGCCGGUACGACCGUGGGACCAUCAGGAUGUCUUGUACGAGAAGAAACUGCCGCUAGGGUUCAGUGCUGGCAGAGGGAAGAGGAGCGCCGUUCGAUCGGAUCGUUGAUUUUGAUUUGGAUUGGGUAGUCAAUUAAAGUUAGUUUCAAUA
Messenger RNA from Phyllotreta striolata, 2494 nucleotides. The record is from the annotation of a GenBank genome assembly. Lineage: Eukaryota; Metazoa; Arthropoda; Insecta; Coleoptera; Chrysomelidae.